Aspergillus clavatus NRRL 1 is the source of this 1584-nucleotide messenger RNA. Its product is annotated as NADPH-adrenodoxin reductase. Lineage: Eukaryota; Fungi; Ascomycota; Eurotiomycetes; Eurotiales; Aspergillaceae. Bases 1 to 1584 code for a protein of 527 amino acids. Gene Ontology annotation, cellular component: mitochondrion. The record is from RefSeq and is a predicted model, not a curated record. The transcript is spliced from 3 exons. Gene Ontology annotation, biological process: ubiquinone biosynthetic process.
AUGCUCAAGCGCACGCCGUAUGUUUGUGCGCAAUGCACGGUGCAAGCUGGUCGCACGUUAUUCCGCCGUCCACACGCCCAGCGCCGUUAUCAGAGCCAAGUCUCAGACAGUCGUCCAUUUCGCAUUGCUAUCAUAGGAUCCGGACCGGCCGGCUUUUACGCAGCCUACAGAUUACUUGCAAAGGUUGAGGAUGCCGUGGUGGACAUGUACGAGAAAUUACCGGUGCCGUUCGGACUGGCACGGUACGGUGUCGCGCCGGACCAUCCUGAAGUUAAGAACUGCGAAGAAAAGUUCACCGAGGUCGCAGCGAGCCCGCGAUUCAACUUCAUUGGCAAUAUCGAGCUGGGCGCAAGUCUCCCGCUUGAAACCUUGAAGCCGCAUUAUGAUGCGAUCCUGUUCGCUUACGGAGCUCCAAAAGACAAGAGGCUAGGCAUCCCUGGAGAGGAUGCAUUGCGUAACGUGUACUCGGCGCGAGAAUUUGUCGGGUGGUACAAUGGUCUUCCGGAACACCGUGAUCUGGCACCAGAUCUGACAGCUGGCGAAGAUGCCGUGGUUGUUGGUCAAGGCAACGUCGCUUUAGAUGUGGCCAGGAUACUCUUGUCGGACAUCAAUACCCUUCGAAAGACGGAUAUUGCAGAGUAUGCGGUGGAGGAGCUGGUCAAGAGCAAGAUCAAGCGUGUCCGAGUUGUCGGCCGUCGCGGGCCCAUGCAGGCCGCCUUCACCAUCAAAGAACUCCGAGAGCUACUUCAGCUUCCGUCCGUAUCAUCUGACCCCAUUCCUCGGGACCUCUUCCCAUCCGAGGAAGCCGUGGCUGCCCUUCCCCGUGCCCAAAAGCGAUUGAUUCAAUUGAUGGCCAAGGGAUCCACCGACGACCCUACCACUGCAACCAAGUCAUGGUCACUCGAUUUCCUCCUUUCGCCUGAAUGCCUGACAUGGUCCCCCGUACACCCCUACCGGCUAUCCUCCGUCAAGUUCUCCCGGAACGAAUUAGACCCAAACGACCCUCACAGUCCCAGCGCCAAGGUCACACCGAAGUUCCUCUCAAACGGGAAGCGAGCACAAGUCAACCUCCCUGCCAGUACCUUCUUCCGCAGUGUCGGGUACAAGUCCCUUCCGCUGGCUGGACUGGAGGAUCUGGGCGUGGAAUUUGAUUCCGACCGCGGGGUGAUCCCCAACGACGGCUUCGGCAGAAUCACCGGACCAACCACAGCCGGUAACGUUGACCCUCUCCCGGACGGGUCGCUGAUCUCGUAUCUUCCGGGCCUCUACUGCGCGGGCUGGGUCAAGCGUGGUCCCACGGGUGUCAUUGCCACCACGAUGACUGAUGCAUUUACUACCGCGGAAACCAUCGCUGCGGACAAGGCAAGACAAGGGGGUAAGGGGUCCUUGCUGCACGGACCGGGUCAUAGCACUGGUCUUGGUUGGGAGGGCGUACGACCCGAAGCGGAGAAGCGCGGGUUGCGGUCGACGACCUGGCAGGAUUGGGAACGUAUUGACCGGGCUGAGCGGGAGCGAGGGCGGCAGAAGGGGAAGGUUCGGGAUAAGUUCGGGAGAGUGGAAGAAAUGCUGGAGGUUGUAGCAUAG